This is a messenger RNA of Telopea speciosissima, 423 nucleotides long. RefSeq names its product heavy metal-associated isoprenylated plant protein 39-like. Gene Ontology annotation, molecular function: metal ion binding. The record is from RefSeq and is a predicted model, not a curated record. The coding region runs from base 25 to 423 and encodes 132 amino acids. The transcript has 3 exons. NCBI's taxonomy places the organism in Eukaryota, Viridiplantae, Streptophyta, Magnoliopsida, Proteales, Proteaceae.
GAUAUAUAAGAGACACAGGGAGAAAUGAAGAAAGUAGUGUUGAAAAUAUACUUAUACGACAACAGAGCCAAGCAAAAGGCCAUGAAGGCUGUCUCUUCCGUUUCAGGAAUUGAUUUCAUCGCCAUGGAUAUGAAUGAGAAGAAAAUGACAGUGAUCGGAGAAGUGGAUCCUGUUGACGUUGCCGGGAAAUUGCGGAAAUUUUGGCACACCGAUAUAGUGUUUGUUGGGCCACCGGAAGAGGCUAAUAAUAAGGAGGAAGAAGGCAACAACAAAGAAAAAGAAAAAGAGAAGGAAGAUAUUGCGAGGAAUCUGGUUAUGGCAGCAAUAAAAGGUGCAGCAUGUUAUAAUAAUCCAUAUGGAACGACACGUUACUAUCUCGAGAGUGUCGGAGAAGACAACCCCAACGCUUGUGUUAUCUCUUAA